UCUCUGUCUGUGUGCCCAGCAGGAUGAGGAGAGACAGAUGUGGUGUACAGUGGGGGGGACUGCUCCUCCUCCUGUCCUCCUGUCUGCUGUGUGUUCACUCUCAGAUGGAUCCUCAGAAUGCAGCUCACGUAUCUGACCACGGUCACGGUCGCCUGGACAAAAACAUGGUCCAGGACAAAGACCACAUCAUGGAGCAUUUAGAGGGAGUGAUAGACAAACCAGAGAAAGAGAUGACACCUCAGGAGCUUCAGCUGCACUAUUUCAAGAUGCAUGAUUAUGAUGGUAACAACCUGCUGGAUGGGCUGGAGCUAGCCACAGCCAUCACACAUGUACACAGAGAGGAGAGAGGAGAGAACAGCCAGCCAAUGAGAGAGGAGGACCUGAUGUCUCUCAUUGAUGACGUUUUGAGGGACGAUGACAAAAACAAUGACGGUUAUAUAGAUUAUGCAGAGUUUGCCAAAUCGCUGGAGUAAGACGUCUCCUGGGCGCUGACGGUCUUUAUGUCAGAAACAACGACAAGGAAUCUGCAGAGGAGACUGAGAAGCCCUCUAGAAAAUCACUGUUUAAUCUUUGCUUUCUCUCUCACAGGCACUCAAUCAGGGUUCUUGGUAAUUUGUGAAGUUUUGGAAAUGUUUGUGCUCUCUAAGCUUGUGAUAUUUUCAUGUAAUUUCAAAGCUGGUGUGGUGUGCAGAGACGUUUCUGCAUCCCCUGCUUUUGCAGGUUCCUUGAAAUCAUACCAUAUGAAAAGGGUCAUUUCACCCCGUAUCACAAAAAAAAAACAAACAAAAAAAACCCAAAACCCGGUUGUUGAUGUAACCCAGCAGAGCAUGUUACUGUGUGAGCCUUCGGUUUGCAGUGACUUCUGACACAAGCCUAUACAAAAAAAGCUCAGUAUUUUCAAGACAACUACCGAUGUAAACUUUCCCCACGGAGGCAUGCGGAUCGCAAACAAAAUCAUGAUUUACCUCUGUUGUAUUGGUGCGGCAGCAUAGCUCUCAGUGGUGCUUACUGCUAAACCUUGGCAGAUUAAACCAAACUAUCUGCAUGGCAGCUGUAGGGGAAAGAACCCUGUUUUUGUGAUUAUUGGUAGUUUUUGGGUGAAUUGUCCCUUUUUUAUAUAUAUGUAUGUGCAGUACUCUCAAUUGUGUGUGUACUUUUAGUGGUGCUACACUUAAUUCACUCUGGCAACCCAUUAGAGUCUAAACAUAAUGUCAUGAGUUUAAAUGAACCAGGGUUUCCAUUCGAAAUGCGUUGCAGUCACUGUGCGCAGCACGGUGGGCCAACGAUCCUGUUCGGGAAUCCAUUUCAUUUGCUGUUUGUGACAAGGAUGAGACAAACCCGUCGUUCUCAUCACAUUGGAAAGUGGCCUUGACUUGCUCACCUGUGCAGCCUGUGGUCUGAUGUAGAGUCCAGAGGGAAAGAGAGAUAGAGAGGAAGGUUACAUGCGGGACAACACGAUACUGAAUGUUGCCAGCAGAGACCGAGGCUGAAAUGUGAGCCCCACAUGUUUCUCCCUGAGGUUGUACUGACUGUUGUUUUCAUGAAGAAUACAGCAAUUACAUGAGCCACCAUCAUCUUCACUGUAGUCUGUCAGCCGGCAGGUUCUUGACGUAAACAUAACGUCAUGGAGUGAAUGUAACGCAGCACCACUCUUUAUCACUGGAUAAGCUCGACUCAAAGCACACUGGUUGAUGCUGCUGCGGUUGUUAUAAAAGCUGACUUCACGUCUUCUGUUUCCUGUAAAGCACUUGUUAUAAACCAUUGAACAUGACUGCUUUAAAUCAUUAGCUGCCUUUAAAACAUGUCAGGUGUCUGUGUGUGUCAGUGUUUGUUGAAUCCAUGUGCUUUUCUUUCUUAAGUACGAUUUCGUAUGGAUAAAUUCUCUAUUUUUGCCAUCAGUAUUGAUUCUUCAGUUACUUCAGAUUGUUGAAUGCAAAUAUUUAAAAAUAAAAUGAAAGCAUAGCUGAUGCAACUGUGUUGUCUCUGGGAUAUGAAAUAUUAAAAACUGUAAUCUAUA
Messenger RNA from Scatophagus argus, 2017 nucleotides. RefSeq names its product multiple coagulation factor deficiency 2, ER cargo receptor complex subunit (gene mcfd2). The record is from RefSeq and is a predicted model, not a curated record. The coding region runs from base 24 to 473 and encodes 149 amino acids. The transcript is spliced from 3 exons. Lineage: Eukaryota; Metazoa; Chordata; Actinopteri; Scatophagidae. Gene Ontology annotation, molecular function: calcium ion binding.